GGUAGAGGUAACUUGUGCUAUUGAGGUGAUACAUUGUUUAUUGACGCAGAGCGACAGUUUGUUACUUCUGGAACUAGAGUGUCUAAAUUAAAGGGCAAAACAACUGAGAUCUUUGUUUUAUUCUGCAGUCAAAAAUGCCUUCAAGAAUUCACGUCAAGUUUGUUACAGAGCGUAAGAAAUAUUUGGAAAAACAGAUACAAGUUCUGGAACCUGUUUUGGGAAAUAUGAAAAAGGUUGUUGCAAAAAGUAAGGCGUGGCUAGAAGAAAAAACUGACCAAUCAUCUGUCAGCUACAUCGAGCUAUCACAAGAACUGGACACAGCAGCCACGGCCUUGUUGGAUGUGACGUCACAUAUUUUAGACGAGGACAACAUGGAUGUCAACAAACCAACGCCAUCUUUACCACAGCCUGACACACAGACAACAGCAAAAUUUCUAACAGUAGAAUCACCAAGACAACUCAAGACACAAGUUCAACACACAGCUGUUGAAGAACAUCCUGACCUAGAGCGACGACUCGCCUAUAUUGAAACAACACUAUCUUCACUACAGGACACACAACACAAGUCUACAGAUGACAUAUCAGAAAUAAAACAAUGGAGAGACAAUUUUGUAACAGAACAGAGUGAUAUGGGGGUAAACAUUGAACAACUGACUAAAAACCAAAAGCAGAAUUUUAAAAACUUUAGAAAACAAAUGAAUGAACAAGAUAACAAAGUAAAGGAGCUGAACAUAGAAAUUGAAAGUUUAAAAGAAAAAGAAUCCAAGUCAAAUAAAUCACUAGAGAAACUGUCUCUAGAUAUGAAAGAAUAUGAAAACAACUUACUGAAAAUAAAUAAGGAGAUGCAAGAUCACACGGAUAAAACAGACAGUAUAACUGUUGAAAUUAAAAGACAUUCUGAUUUGAUUGUUACAGUACAAGAAGAUAAUAAAAACGUGGUCGAUAAAUCAACCAAACUUGAGAAGAUGCAAUCAAAGCACAAUGUGAUGUACAAACUCCUACAACAAAGAUUGAUGCCCAUUGACAAACUGAUUCAAAUCUUUAACCAGAACUUGGAAACAAGGGAAAAAAGAAAAAAAAAGCUUGACAAUAUUGAAAAUACUAUCUCAAAACUGUCGAAACAUUUUCAUCUGAUCGAGUCACGUGUAUGUAACAGAUAUGUUUGUCAUGCGGAGCUUGCUGAUCCCACACCUGUCAGUACUGGAUUAAUUAUUUCAACCUUUGAUGAAGUACGUGAAUAUAACGGUCAACAUUUUAAUCAAACAACAGGAAAAUUUGAAUCACCACACGAUGGUUUAUAUCUUGUAUGUGUGACUCUAAAUGAAUGGGAAGAUAAACAGAUUGAAGUUGAGGUGGUGGCUGGAGGCGUGUGGUGGAAGUCUAUAGAAGUGAAAUGUGCCAACACUAACGCUGCUGGGUCAGUGGUUGUUGACUUGAAGAAAGGUCAAGAACUUUACAUUGAAGUGUCUGACGCAGAUCAAGACGCAGAGUUAUCAAGCUACAAGUCACGUGUAUGUAACAGAUAUGCUUGUUAUAUGGAGUUUGCUAAUCCCACACCUGUCAGUGAUGGAUCAAUUAUUUCAACCUUUGGUGACGUGAGUGAAUAUAACGGUCAACAUUUUAAUCAAACAACAGGGAAAUUUAUUUCACCACAUGAUGGUUUAUAUCUUGUCUGUGUGACACUAAAUGAGAGUGAAGAUAAACAGAUUGAAGUUGGUGUGAUGUUUGAAGGCGAGUGGUGUAAGUUUAUAGAAGUGAAAUGUGCCGACACUAGCGCUGCUGGGUCAGUGGUUGUUGACAUGAAGAAAGGUCAAGAAAUUUACCUUGAAGUGUAUAACGCAGAUCAAGGCGCAACGUUAUCCUGCUACAGUAGUUUUACUAUCUGUAUUAGUAAAAGUAAAAUGCGCUCCAGAAUUCAGCUCAGACAUGUUACAGAAAUCAUGAAAUUUUUGGAAGAACAGCUGCACUUGAUAGAUCCUCUCAUAUUGAUUAUGCAAAACGCAGUAGAAAAAAGCAAGAUUUGGAUAGAAGAUAAAAAUGACAACCCGUCUAUCACCUACAGCGAUCUAUGCCAGGAACUUGAUUCAGCGACAACGGCCAUGUUGGGUGCAGCGUUACACAUUAUAAGUGAAAAUAAAGAGACUUUAGAUGUCGAUACAGCAACGCCAUCUUUCUAUCAGUCUACAACAAAAACUCAAAGAUCAGAAAAACGUGACUGGACUGAAUCAACAAAUCAAGGCACUAAACAAUUGGAACAAACAGACGAAAUAUUGAGUCGACUUAAGCAGAUAGAGACAUCCAUAUUGUCUCUACAAGACGUCAGUCGACUUGAGCAGAUAGAGACAGCUAUAUCUUCUCUACAAGACGUCAGUCGACUUGAGCAGAUAGAGACAGCCAUAUUUUCUCUACAAGACGUCAGUCGACUUGAGCAGAUAGAGACAACCAUAUCUUCUCUACAAGACGUCAGUCGACUUGAGCAGAUAGAGACAGCCAUAACUUCUCUACAAGACGUCAGUCGACUUGAGCAGAUAGAGACAGCCUUAUGUUCUCUACAAGAAAAAUAA
This is a messenger RNA of Physella acuta, 2564 nucleotides long. RefSeq lists its product as uncharacterized. The record is from RefSeq and is a predicted model, not a curated record. Gene Ontology annotation, molecular function: protein binding. NCBI's taxonomy places the organism in Eukaryota, Metazoa, Mollusca, Gastropoda, Physidae.